GUUUACUUCACGCAACGUUUAAAUAUUCCGUGUACUCUUUAUCAAACCAAACGACAUCUUUCAAAGCAUUCUAAUCAGAUAAGUACCAGAGUAAGGGUUUAUUGGACUAAAACUUCACAACUUUAAGCUUGGUGGAAGUCGUUUGCCUUUUUGUUGAAGCUUUCGAGGGUCACUUAGCUUAGUUUUAUUUGGCUUAGCUCCGCUCGCUAACCAAGAGACGGUAACGCAAUUCAAUCGCUUUCGCGUAACGCCACUUCCGAUUUGCAUAUAUUUUUAAAUGGGGAGUUGCCAUUUUCCCCAGCAUUUGAAUGAUUACAUUUAUAUUAUCUAUCACGACGAAACGUAAGAAAUGAGGAAAAUCACGCACCGGGGCUCGGAGACGGAAGAAAUGUCCGAAAAAGCGCAAGCGACGUGGCUGAGUGACAACUCCCCUUCAGACCUCAGUGGACAAUCCAUUGUACCAGUUCCUGUGUGCAGUAAGCACUUUGGGAGUGACGUCACUCUAGAACAUCUUCACCCUGAGAAGCAUAAUCAGACCCACAUUAAACAGGAGGAAGAUAAGAUGACAUACAUUAAAGAAGAAGAACAGGACCAUCAAUUUGCCAUGUUUCCAUUGACUGUCAUUGUGAAGGAUGAAGAAGAUGAUGGUCCAAGCCAAGAGAGAAGAACUGCAAAAACUUCGAGCCACAACCUGUUUCAAGACAUGACAUCAAAAGACAUCAUUGACGAUCUUCACCGUGAGAUGCACGAUCCCCCCCACGUUUAACACGGGGAGGAGUCGGAGAUGGCGUACAUCAAAGAGGAGGCGCAGCCAGAGACCCCCUAUAUGAAAGAAGAAGAACAGGAAUAUGAAAUUAUCACGUUUCCAUUGACUGUCAGUGUGAAGAGUGAAGAAGAUAAGGGUCCAAGCCAAGAGAGUAGAGAAGAAAAACCGGCAAGCGCCAGUUCUUUUCAACACAUGACAAAAAAAGUUGAGGGACUAUCUCAAUCAGACGACCUGAUAGCGCCACUCUCUGAGAGCGACAAUGUAACAUCAUACUCUUCUGACACUAACACCGAUGAGGACGAUAUUGACUUUGACCCAAAGUCUUUGAAUUCCAAGACAUCAUUGAAAAGAGACACAAAACAAUGUGUGAAUGGGAAACCUUUUGCCUGCUCAUUUUGCGAUAAAAAAUUUUCUCGGAAGCAGCCGUUAACAAGACACAUGAUAAGUCACACUGGAGAAAAGCCUUUUGCCUGCUCAUUUUGCGAUAAAAGAUUUAGUUUGAAGCAACAGUUGAAAAUACACACGCGUACACACACUGGAGAAAAGCCUUUUCUCUGCACACUUUGUGGUAAACGAUUCAAAGAGAAGGUAGUGUUAAUUAGGCACGCAAGAACACACACUGGCGAGAAGCCUUUUGCCUGCUCACUUUGUGAAAAAAGAUUUUGUACGAAGCAACAGUUAACAAGACACACUUAUACACACACUGGAGAGAAGCCCUUUGCCUGCUCCGUUUGCGAUAAAAGAUUCACUCAGAAGAAAGAUUUAGGCAUACACACAAGAUCACACACCGGGGAGAAACCUUUCGCUUGUGUGGUUUGCAAUAAAAGAUUCUCUCGGAAGAACAUCUUAAAAAUACACAUGCGUACACACACUGGAGACAAGCCUUUUCCCUGCUCAGUUUGUAGUAAAAGAUUUACCACGAAAGUAAAAUUAACCAGUCACACAAGAACACACACCGGGGAGAGCCCUUUCGCUUGCGCGGUUUGCAGUAAAAGAUUUUCUGAGAGGCAACAGUUGAAAAUACACACAAGAAGUCACACUGGAGAAAAGCCUUUUUCCUGCUCACUUUGCGAUAAAAGAUUUUGUCUGAAGCAACAGUUAAAAAUACACACGCGUAUACACACUGGAGAAAAGCCUUUCGCUUGCACGUUUUGCAGUAAAAGUUUUUCCCGUAAGUAUAGCUUAAAAAUACACUUGCGUACACAUACUGGAGAGAAGCCUUUUGCCUGCUCCAUUUGCGAUAAAAGAUUCUCUCAGAAGAAAGAUUUAAGCAAACACACAAGAACACACAUCAGGGAGAAAUCUUUUGCUUGCGCGGUGUGUGGUAAAUCCUACUCCCUACAGAGAAAUCUAACAAGACACACAAAAACCCACUCUACGGAGAAACCAUUUUCCUGAGCGGUUUGCGGUAAGAGAUUUAUUCGCAAGGGACAUUUAGAAUCGCACAUAAGCCACGCUGGGGAAAAAAACCUUUCAAUUUCAGUGUGUGACCAAAAAGAUCUGAUUUGUGCCAUGCAUUUACAGUAUGCUUGCUCAUUCCCCCUGACAGUGACAUGAGACAAUAUUCGGGAUUUAUUAUUUUUAAUUUAAUGUAUUGGGCUACAUUUCUUUAUGUUGAGGUUGUUCAAUAACUUUAUACAUUAUGCUGUUGCACUGCUUUUGGCCAUUUUACUUCUCAGUGUUGGUAUUUGAAAUAUUAGGUUGUUUGCUCAUUUUCCAAACUACUACUAUUUUAAUGGUUUUAGGGAUUUUGUCUUUUAUUAAGUCUUAUAUAUUGUAAUAUUUUCCAAAGGUAUUACUA
This is a messenger RNA of Corythoichthys intestinalis (scribbled pipefish), 2567 nucleotides long. Its product is annotated as gastrula zinc finger protein XlCGF57.1-like. Bases 350 to 766 code for a protein of 138 amino acids. The transcript has 4 exons. The record is from RefSeq and is a predicted model, not a curated record. Gene Ontology annotation, biological process: regulation of gene expression. Gene Ontology annotation, cellular component: nucleus. Lineage: Eukaryota; Metazoa; Chordata; Actinopteri; Syngnathiformes; Syngnathidae.